AUGGCGAAUGCGCUUGGCUCCCCCUCUUCUCUCCAACAACCCCUCGUGUCUGAGCUUGAGCCUGAGUCUGAGAAAUUAGCCAUGGCUCUUGCGAAUUCUGUGCGUCGAGUGGCGGUCAUUGGAGCUGGACCUUCAGGUCUUGCGGCUGUAAAGUAUCUCCUCGAGGAAAAACAUUUUGAACAAAUCGAUGUUUUCGAACAGAGAAGCUCUGUGGGUGGUGCCUGGAACUAUAGUCCCAGUUCAACCAAAGUUGGAUUGACAACAACCGUUCCACAUCUCAAUCCUCAUGAGCCGGUCGAGAAGCCAACAUGGACUCAACAACCGGGACGCAACCCAGAGGCUGUGUUCGUGUCUCCACUAUAUGAUAGACUCGAGACCAAUAUCCCGAAGGAACUCAUGCGCUUUGCGGACAAACCAUUCCCAGCUGAAGCUCAGCUUUUCCCCAAGCACAAGUCGGUCAAACAAUACUUGGAGGAGUAUGCCGAGGAAGUCAAGAGCCUUAUUCAGUUCGAAACCCAGGUCGUCGAUGUGAAGUUGAGAGAUCCAAAAUUGAGUACGUGGGAUUUAACAACAGCGAAUCUUCACACCAAUAUUGAAACCACUCGCACAUAUGACGCAAUUGUGGUGGCCAGUGGACAUUUCACAGUCCCAUACCUCCCGGAUAUCCAAGGGAUUGACCCUUGGGAUAAAGCAUACCCAGGAAUUAUUUCCCACUCCAAGUUUUAUGACACGCCCGAGACUUUCCGGGGCAAAAAGGUGGUCGUGGUUGGAAAUUCUGCCUCGGGACUUGACAUCGGUGCUCAAAUCAACGAAGUUAGUAAAGGCAGCAUAUUUGUCUCUCAGCGCUCGGAAUCAUACAUGGCAGCUUCUGCCCCAGGGGACAAGAUUAUAUGCCCGGAGAUUGUCGAGUUUCUAUCUCCAGGUACUCACAACCGAGCCAUCAGAUUCGCCGAUGGCCGAGUGGAAGAUGAAGUCGAUGCCGUGGUGUUUUGUACAGGCUAUUUCUACUCAUACCCAUUUCUUUCGUCCCUCAACCCCCCCGGUCAUCACCCCACAUUGGCCUUCCCUGUUCUCGCACAAAGAGUGAUCCCCUUCCCGAUAGCCGAAAACCAGGCGGCUGUUUUUGCUCGUGUCUGGUCAGCAAGGCUGCAGCUUCCGUCGAAAGCCGAUAUGCAUACAGCGGAGGAUUUGGAGGUGAAGACCAAAGGAGAUGGGAAAACAUUCCACUUGCUGCCGUUUCCGAUGGAUGCGGAUUACCUCAACUUCCUCUACAACUGGGCGGCCGAGGCAGAACAACGUCCACGACUAGAUCGUGAUGGGCGAGGAAAAGUUGGAACAUAUUGGGGUGAGCGGGAGAGGUGGAUGCGAGCGCAUUUCCCUGACAUUAGAAGAGCUUUUGUUCAAAAAGGUGCUCAGCGAAGUGAAAUUAAGACUUUGGCAGAGGUUGGAUUCGACUUUGACCAAUGGAAACGCGAGCAAGAGGAGCAGGAGGCGCAACUGAUUUGA
Molecule: messenger RNA, 1506 nt
Organism: Penicillium cosmopolitanum
Lineage: Eukaryota; Fungi; Ascomycota; Eurotiomycetes; Eurotiales; Aspergillaceae
Product: putative flavin dependent monooxygenase
Exons: 3
Coding region: 1-1506 (501 amino acids)
Molecular function (GO): NADP binding; flavin adenine dinucleotide binding; N,N-dimethylaniline monooxygenase activity
Source: RefSeq, a predicted model, not a curated record